This is a messenger RNA of Myotis brandtii (Brandt's bat), 2014 nucleotides long. RefSeq names its product serine/arginine-rich splicing factor 7-like. Gene Ontology annotation, molecular function: zinc ion binding; RNA binding. Lineage: Eukaryota; Metazoa; Chordata; Mammalia; Chiroptera; Vespertilionidae. Gene Ontology annotation, biological process: mRNA splicing, via spliceosome. The record is from RefSeq and is a predicted model, not a curated record. Bases 10 to 852 code for a protein of 280 amino acids. Gene Ontology annotation, cellular component: ASAP complex; cytoplasm; nucleoplasm. The transcript has 8 exons.
UGGUGACGCAUGCGCAGAGGGACCCAGCCGCCGCGGAUAUAUCAACCGGAACCCAGGCUCUUCCUGGUAGAUGCCGCUGGGCCGUUGUUGCGCGAGGUGUUCGGAGGUGUUCGCAGCUGCUCGCGUCACUCGGAUCCUGGACGAGCCGAGCUCGCUCGCGGGCCAGUCAGCAUGUCGCGCUACGGGCGGUACCGAGAAGAAACUAAGGUGUAUGUUGGUAACCUGGCAACAGGUGCUGGCAAAGGAGAGUUAGAAAGGGCUUUCAGUUACUAUGGCCCCUUAAGAACUGUGUGGAUUGCAAGAAAUCCUCCUGGAUUUGCCUUUGUGGGAUUUGAAGACCCUAGAGAUGCAGAAGAUGCAGUUCGAGGCCUGGAUGGCAAGGUGAUUUGUGAUUCCCGAGUGAGGGUUGAACUAUCAACAGGCAUGCCUCGGAGAUCUUAUUUGGAUAGACCACCUGCCCGACAUCCCUUUGAUCCAAAUGAUAGAUGCUAUGAGUGUGGUGAAAAGGGACAUUAUGCUUAUGAUUGUCAUCGCUAUAGCCGACGAAGAAGAAGCAGGUCACGGUCUAGAUCCCAUUCGAGAUCCAGAGGUAGACGAUAUUCUCGCUCACGGAGCAAGAGCAGGGGAAGGAGGUCGAGAUCAGCAUCUCCUCGACGAUCAAGAUCUGUGUCUCUUCGUAGAUCACGAUCCGCUUCACUCCGACGAUCUAGAUCUGGUUCUAUAAAAGGAUCGAGAUCUCGGUCAAGGUCAAGAUCAAGAUCCAGGUCUAUUUCACGACCAAGAAGCAGCCGAUCAAAGUCCAGAUCUCCAUCUCCAAAAAAGAAGCCUUGUGAUGGAGAAUCAAAAAAAUAAAAAAGCAAGAUUGAAUGAUAAAGGAAGUGGAAGUAGCAGUAGCCGACCCUUUCAAGACAUAUGGACAGAAACAACAGAUCAUUGUGCACACUGUGUAAUGAAACGGUAGUAAGCAGACCGUGGAAUGUAAAGAGACAUUUUGAAACUAAUCAUUGUCAGCUAUUGAAAAAAAAUAUCGAUGAAAGGAAGGAAUACAUUUCUAGGCAGCUACACCUCAAUGAAAGUCAAUCAAAUUCCAUCAUUAAAUUUGUAAGAUGCUCUACAAAUUUAACAUCAGCAAGUUACUGUAUUGCUCUCUCCAUAGCUCAGCAUGGAAAAGCCCUCAGUGACGGAGAAUUUGUUAAGGAAACAUUUCUAAGAUGUGCACCAGCUCUAUUUUACAAUAUAUAAAUAAAGAUGAUAUUAUUAAAAGAAUUUCUGAGUUACCACUCAGUAGAAAUACUAUCAAAGACAGAAUAAUAGAUCUUAAAAAAAACGUACAACAUCAAUUAAAAAAAGACUUAAGUAGUUGUAAAUAUUUUUCUAUUUCUCUUGAUGAAACUACUGAUGUCACAUCAAAUGCUCGGUUGGCCAUUAUUGCUAGGUAUUCUGAUGGUCUCACAAUGAGAGAAGAGUUGUGUGUGUGUACUCAUUGUGGGAAGUCCUUCAGAGAUCGCAGUGCCCUCCUUGGACAUCAGGGCGUUCACAUUGGAUAUAAGCCAUUUGAGUGCACUGCUGUGGGGAGGCCUUCCGUUUAAGGUCUACCCUCAUUCAACACCACAGAGUUCACACUAGAGAAUAGCCAUAUGAGUGCAGAGCAUGUGGGAAGUCCUUCCGUCAAAGGUCUUGCUUCAGUAAACACCUCAGAAUUCACAUUGGUGAAAAAGCAUUUAAGUAGUUCAUGUGAGAAACGCUUUAGGUGCAGUAAUCAUCCCCUUAGCCACAAGAGCCUUUACAGUAGAGAAAUGCCAUGUGACUAGUGAUUGUGGGAAGUCUUUCAGCCAAAGAUCUAAACUCCUGGAAAACCCCGGAGUUCACACUAGGGAAAGCAUUAAAUGUGCCGGGAAUGUUGUAUUUUUUCUCACUUAGAAUGACGACGCUGAAGGAGACACUUGGCGUCGCAUUAACCGGAAUGUAAAUCCCUUACAAUGGAACAUACGCUGUUAGAUUCCUCCUCAGUUUC